Molecule: messenger RNA, 3188 nt
Organism: Rotaria sp. Silwood1
Lineage: Eukaryota; Metazoa; Rotifera; Eurotatoria; Philodinida; Philodinidae
Source: the annotation of a GenBank genome assembly
AUGAACUAUGAACGAGCAAUGUACAAGUUCAUCCUAUAUUGGAUUGCCGUUUUGUCUCGCUUUCUCGCUGCUGAUUGGAUUCCACCACCUAUUAAUCUAGCAAAUUACGAUGCCUAUGGUUCUUUGAUUACAAUGAACGAGCAAUUAAUCAUUCUUGCACAAAAUGAUAUAAGACACUUUCAAAUUGUCGUUGAUCCGUUUACGAAUCAUUCAUGUCGAUGUGCUCCGCGUUAUAUUGCUGUGCAACAUGGCAUAAAUUCUUUUGCCGAUUAUAUCUAUUCAGUAGCGAUUGGUUCGAAACAAGAAAAAAAUGAAACAAAUUUUUAUUUUGCAUUCAUCGAUGAAGAUCAAUUCAGAAAUGUAUUUUUAACAAUUGUUUAUUUCUACAUAGCUCUAUCACCAUCUAUUUGUGUUUAUUACGCAGAUCAUUUCGAUUUUAAUGUCACGGACCUUGCUUUCUCAGAACAAGUAAUAAUUGCCAUGGAUCCAAAUGGAACUCGCGUCUAUGCCGUUGGAUUCCAUCACACUGUUAUCAUUGAUAUCAAAACAAAAGUUGAUCGAAUCUAUCACAAAAAUGAUGUUUUCGGUCUUGGUCUAAUUGGACCACCACCGUUAGGUUUGGAUGAAAUACAUGUAUUCUCUAAAGCAAUGUUUGUUAGUGAAGAUCAUCGAUUGUAUCUUGUCGGUCAACGACAUUACAAUUUUCAAUAUUUAGCCUAUUUACAUGUACUCGACUACUCCGAUCUCGAUCAUAAUCGUGUUCGACUUAUCUCAGUCAAUGAAUUGUCAGCUUUCAAUUUUGGCACUGCAGCACAACGUAUUACACGUUUUUCCGCCAUGUCUAUACAUGCAUAUUUUGACGAAGAAGAAAAAAUUAUUAUUAUUGGCAUACCUCAUGUAGAUAUAAUUUUACUCUUAUCAUUCAAUCGAACACAUUCACCGGUUAUAAUCAAGCGGCAUGAAUCGGUGAAUAAAGGUGUUGGAUUCGGAAAAUCGGUUGCUUUCUUUCAUGAUCAUACCUACGCUGUUCUUGCCCAUGGUCAGUCAACUCUACCAUGGUCUACAUCACAAGUACAAAUCUAUUCAGUUUACGAUGAAAGUAAUCAACCACUUUUCGUCUUUCCGAACAAUCAGCAGACGAUUCCAACCAUGAAUCUAAUUCAACCACCAUACGGCAUAUUGACUCUUGUUUCUUACGACAUGAAUGUUGGACUUGUCGUCGAAGCUGGUGGUUUUCUGUUGCUACCAGCGAGUUCUCCUGGUUAUUGUUCAUCUCAAAUCGGUGAUCAUCUUCUCUAUGCAGGCAAUUAUAUUUCACUACCGUGUCCAAUCGGUACGGCAAGCAAUACAACUAGUUUUGGCCCGUGUUUUAUUUGUCCUCCUAAAACAAAAAAUAACGGAAGUUCAGGAAUGAAUUGUGAAGUAUGUUCAAGCAAUGAGUCUCUACUUUGUUUACGUGGAACGAAGAUGGAAGUUGAAUGGAACAAAUUGUCGAGUUUUAAUCAAGCCAAUCCCUAUCCGGAUUCACCUGAAACAAAAGAAUUCGAUGAUGUUCUCCUACAGAAUGUAUUUAAAUUUGGUACUUUAUCUAGUCACUGUUUAUUUAUUUCACCAUUAUUUUGGGCAACAUUGGCGAUCGGUUUCAGUUUCAUUGUCGUCAUUAUCAUGGGCAUUUUGGCAUUUUAUCCUAAACGAAAACCUCAUCGUACGUUCGUACAAAAGAUCUUCACGCGUAUUGAUCUCAUUGGGCACGGUGAACUCUGGCUUGGUGGACUUGUUUCAGUAGUACUCAUCAUUUUGAUUGGAUUCACGUGCAAAUUUAGUAUAUCAUUUUCGAAUCUUUAUCCGAUUGAGAUAAUCUCAGCAAGUACACAUUCGUCUGUGAUAUGCGAUCCGAAUUUAAUCAAUGCAAAAUUUACAAGUGCGCUUCAACUUCUGUCCAUCCAUAAACAUGAUGAGGAAGAGCCAAUUUUUCAAUUACUCGAUGAACAACAAAUUGUUCUUACAACGCAAUUUGUCAGUACAGAAUUUCAAUGUGAACAUGUCACUAUGCAACGAAAUAUGGAUAAAGGACAACAGACUCUAUCUUCUGAUUUCAACUGCACAACGGAUAAUGAGAGUAAUAUUGUCUCAGUAUCAACACUUCUUCCUCAACAUCUGAUCGUGGUUCAAUUCAGUCUUACAGGAUCAUCAUUUGUCGGUGGUCUUCGCAUCUGUUUCAAUGGUCCAUCAACUAGUCAAAGCAACGGAAAAUAUACUAUUCAAAUGCUCAAUUUUUGUCGAUUCUUUUUCACUACCAAUGAAACUCUUACGGUAAAUUCGAUUGUCAAUGCUAAAAUGACAAAAGUUAUCAACCGGACAGCACCUUUGUCAAAAAACGAUGAAUCUAUAUUCACGGGACGUUGGCUUCCUACUCUUACCAUGAAUACUCUAGCGGAUGCUCUUCUAUUCGAACAAAGAGGAAAAUAUCAACGCUAUUUAUCAAAUCAAAUCGUACUUGUUGUCGAUCUAACUGAAUCAGAAUUUUACUUAGAAAAUAGUCAAGAACCUAUCGCAAGACCCAAUGAAAUCGCAUUUCAAACUGUUCUAUUUUCGAGUGAGUUCAUUUAUUCUUAGAAAAACAAAAUAGAUAAAUCAUAUAAUUUGUUCAUUUUCUAUAUUCAGUGUUAUGUCUCGAAUUAUUUGGUCUUCUCUUUUUAAUCUUCAAAUUGCUCAUCAGUCCAUUCAUACCAAUAGUAUUAGAGCGUUAUUUUAAGCGUACGAAUAACGAUCAACGUCGCAUGCUCACUCAAUUUAUUCUGCAACGUAUUAAUGAAGCAAUCGAUGAAUAUGAAAUGAAAAAUAAGCUAACAAGAGAUUCGAUAUAAUGCAAAAUACAAUCAUUUGAUGUGAGUCAAAACGAUGGAGCGAAUCAAAUCACGCAAAGAAGAAUAUCUGUCUCUCAAUCAAAUAGAAUUAAAAGUAAAUUUGUUGUUUUUUGAAAAAAAACACUAGUGCGCCGCUCGAUUUACAGUUCUGUAUAUUUAUGUGCUGAAAGAAACGUUGAUAUCUGAAAAUACCAAGUUUUUGAAUAGUGAAUUCAUUGAUUUUUAUCUCUCUUCAGGACAAUGUUUGUGGUUCAUGUUCGAAUGGACUUAUUAUUACAACAGAAUCCAUCAUGGGUGUGGGUGUGUGAGUGUGGGGUGUGG